GCGUGCCGUUCGGUGACCGUGACUGCCGCAGGUCAAAGAUCGGGCCCGUGCUGGCCUGUCGGCUCUUUGUUAUUUUAAUUUUCUCCUGAAUAAGAAGAAUUUCCCUUUAGUUUGCCUAGAUCUUUGGACGCCAUGAAGGUUGUUACGUGUGUCGCGCCGGUCAACAUCGCCGUCAUCAAAUAUUGGGGCAAGAGAGACGAAGAGCUAAUUUUGCCUUUAAACGACUCAAUCAGUGCAACUCUCAGCACCGAUCACAUGCAUGCAAAAACUACCGUCAUGGCCAGCGAGACUUUUACCGAAGAUAAAAUCUGGCUCAAUGGAAAGGAAGAGUCAAUUGAAAACCCAAGACUGCAGAACUGCCUUAAAGACUUACGAGAAAAAGCAAAGAGGGAAGGUGAUGCUGUCACUGCCAAUUUGAAGGUUCACAUUUGCUCAGUCAACAAUUUUCCAACUGCAGCUGGAUUGGCGUCUUCCGCAGCAGGUUAUGCAUGCCUUGUUUACACGCUAGCCAAAGUUUUUGGUGUUGAGGGCGAUGUAUCAAGUGUAGCCAGAAGAGGCUCGGGCAGCGCUUGCCGAAGCGUUUUUGGUGGCUUUGUGCGUUGGCACCAAGGUGAAUUACUCUCUGGGGAGGAUUCGCUGGCCACCCAGAUAGUACCAGCGAACCACUGGCCGCAAAUGAGGAUACUUAUUUUAGUGGUGAGCGACGCAAGGAAAACGACGAGCAGCACUUCUGGCAUGCAGAGGAGUGUCGAGACCAGUGAACUUCUCACUCACCGCAUCAAAAAUUGUGUGCCUAAGCGAGUGGAGGCAAUGAAAAAGGCCAUCGAGGAGCGCGACUUUGAGACCUUUGCUGAGAUCACCAUGAAGGACAGCAACCAAUUCCACGCCGUCUGCCUCGACACUUAUCCACCGGCCGUCUACCUGAACGACGUAUCCCACGCAAUCAUCAGACUCGUCCACCAAUACAAUGCAGCUUGUGGCCAAAUAAAAGUGGCUUAUACUUUUGAUGCCGGUCCUAACGCCUGUCUCUAUUUAUUGGAGCAGGACGUGCCCACAGUUGCGGCACUGGUCCGACUUGUUUUCCCUCCAAAUCCUGAGCAGCAACAGGACUUCUUCAGGGGCAUCCCUGUCAUACCCAGCGUCAUUCUACCUCCGAUUAACGAACCCCCUCAAGUGGGUAAAAUUCGUUACGUGAUUCACACCAAAGUGGGCGAAGGACCCAGCCAAGUGGACGAUCACCUUCUCUCAGAGGAUGGGCAGCCAAAAUAAAAGGAUCGAAUUUAUUGAUUUGACCUGAAUGACAAGUAUUUUAAUACACCAAUGACUUAAUUAGCUAAGGUGACGGAAUCUCUUUUUAUCUUGACGAGAGCGAUUAUGGAAAAAUUGUUACGUUUUUGUAACUCGUCACAAUAUUUUUUAUGUCUAAGUCUUAAGUGGGUCACGUUGAUAAGGAAAUUCUUAUAAAUAUUAUUUUGAAAAUUGAAAGUAUUAUCUUUGAUAUUUUUCUACAUUGAUUUUUGGUUAAUAAAAAACAUGUAUACACUUGA
Neocloeon triangulifer is the source of this 1547-nucleotide messenger RNA. It is a transcript of the gene Mvd, whose product is annotated as diphosphomevalonate decarboxylase. The coding region runs from base 133 to 1269 and encodes 378 amino acids. The record is from RefSeq and is a predicted model, not a curated record. NCBI's taxonomy places the organism in Eukaryota, Metazoa, Arthropoda, Insecta, Ephemeroptera, Baetidae. The transcript has 9 exons. Gene Ontology annotation, molecular function: ATP binding; diphosphomevalonate decarboxylase activity. Gene Ontology annotation, cellular component: cytosol. Gene Ontology annotation, biological process: isopentenyl diphosphate biosynthetic process, mevalonate pathway; isoprenoid biosynthetic process.